Messenger RNA from Exophiala viscosa, 3311 nucleotides. Its product is annotated as fructose-2,6-bisphosphatase. Gene Ontology annotation, biological process: endosomal vesicle fusion; autophagy; vesicle-mediated transport. The record is from RefSeq and is a predicted model, not a curated record. The transcript has a single exon. The coding region runs from base 212 to 3199 and encodes 995 amino acids. Gene Ontology annotation, molecular function: protein binding. NCBI's taxonomy places the organism in Eukaryota, Fungi, Ascomycota, Eurotiomycetes, Chaetothyriales, Herpotrichiellaceae. Gene Ontology annotation, cellular component: fungal-type vacuole membrane; cytoplasm.
AGACCUCCUGUUUAGGUGUGACUUUCAGCCUCGUCCAACUGGUACUGUAAUGACGUAUCCAGCCUGAGGUCCAAUCGGUGGCCUGCGUUCUCCGCAACAUCUCAUCGUUGUCAGUCAACAAUCCACAGCCGCAGUUUCGAAGUCACCCCUCCUUGCGCGAUACAGGUUUCUCCGUUGUCGAAGAGCGCGUGCUUCAUGCAGAGCCUCACUCAUGCUCUCAGCUUUCACAGCUCAGCCGAUUGUUGAGCUUAAGCGAAGGGACAAGUCGAAGAUCGAAUCAAUCCUUUCGCAUAGCGAUCAAUUGCUGGUUGGCCUCAAUACUGGUUCUCUCCGGAUAUAUCGAGUCAAAGCCUCUUCCUCACGUCCUACGGACGGCGCAGAGCCCGAUGGCGCCAGUAACGACGCGUCCGCAACGACCACGAAGCCGUCUGAAUUACUUCGAGAGUACGAGAAGUUCUCCAAGUACAAGAUCGAACAGCUUGCAGUCUUCCGUGAAGCAAAUAUCCUGAUAUCGUUGAGCAAUGGACUUGUGUCAAUUCAUGAUCUGGGGACAUAUGAGCUUCAGGAGCAGUUGACAAAUACGAAAGGAGCGUCUGUCUUUGCAGCGACGAGCAACAUAGUGAAGGAUUCUACAGCCGGGGUCCCAACCUUGGUCAGCAGACUUGCCGUUGGUGUGAAGCGCAGGUUACUACUGUGGUCGUGGCACGAUGGUGAACUUAGUGGAGACGCCGUGGAGAUCGCUCUUUCACAUAGCAUCAAGUCUCUCACAUGGGCUACUGGGACGAAGGUCCUUGCUGGACUGAGCACACACUAUGUUCUCGUCGACACUGACUCCCAAGAUGUCAAGUCCAUCGUGGGACCCGGGAGCAUCGGCGGUGCUCCUGGACAAGAAACUAGUCGACUUGGAGGGACGAUGAGCUACAUUGGAAUGGGGUCGAUGGUGCCCACACCCUUGGCAACAGGACUCGGCGAAGACGAAAUGCUACUGGCACGGGACAUCAAUACGCAUUUUAUAGACCGCGACGGUGAACCAAUAGGACGACGUCAGGUGCCAUGGCGAAGUCCUCCCCAGGCCGUGGGUUACUCUUACCCCUUCCUUCUUGCUUUGCAGGAGCCAACUAAAGGUUCCCUGGAAGUUCGCAACCCCAAAACCUUGACUCUGCUGCAAUCUAUCGAUCUACCUGGUGCUGUGCUGCUCCAAGUACCAAAUCCAAAUAUCAGCCUGGCUCAUCAAGGCAAGGGAUUUCUCGUGGCCAGUGAACGUAUCAUUUGGAGGAUGCAAGGUCUGAACUAUGAUGCUCAAAUUGAUUCCCUGGUCGAAGGUGGCUCACUCGAUGAAGCAAUCAGCCUCCUGGAAAUGAUAGAAGAGACACUUAUCAAGGACAAAGCAGGCCGUCUUCGAGAGAUCAAGAUGCAGAAGGCUCAGAAAUUAUUCGACGAAAAGAGAUUUCGAGACGCAUUGGAUCUCUUUAGCGAGGUCUCUGCACCUCCAGAGCGUGUGAUAAGACUAUAUCCUGCCAUCAUCGCAGGCGGUCUGACUCCGGAGGAUCAUCAGGCCAGCGAAGAACCUGUGCAGCCUUCUGCAGAGACUGAUGCUCCUGCAAUGACGGAAGCGAAGCCGGAGUCCGCUGCUAGUCCCACGAAGAAGGUCAAAGCUGCACCCUCUGAUGUCGAUACAGCGAGUAUCAAAAGCGUGAAAACUGCCGAGAAUGCUACGGAACAGGGACUCUCUGACAAAGACCUGAAAAUGGCAGUGCGAGAACUCCAAGCAUUCCUUGCUGAUGUUCGACGGCGUCUACAAAGAUUCUUCAACCCAGAUCAGACCGUCCGAAGCCUUUCCGAAGUUCAAAAUGGAGCCCAAUCUGAAGAUAUCCGACAGAUAACUGAGUUCCUUUUGGGGUUGCCGACCCUGGAACAGGUUGACCUUGCUGAGAAGCUCUUAGAAGUGGCAAGGCUGGUCGACACAACCCUGUUCAGAGCUCACAUGUAUGCAACACCGUCCCUUGCCGGCUCGUUAUUCCGGAUAUCGAAUUUCUGCGAUCCAGAUGUUGUCAUGGCCAAGCUCGAAGAAACCGAGCGAUACAAUGAUCUGAUCGAAUUCCUUUAUGGGAAACGACUGCACCGGCAAGCACUGGAGAGGUUGCAAAAGUUUGGAAAAGCAGAACAUACAGAAGAUGUCGACCCUCAAUUACACGGACCUGCCCGAACAGUCUCCUAUCUACAGAACCUGGGACCUGAGUUGAUCGACAUGAUCCUAGAAUUCGCGCGAUGGCCAUUGGAGGCCGAUCCAAACAUGGCAAUGGAGAUCUUUCUGGCCGAUACUGAAAAUGCCGAGUCUCUUCCUAGGCACAAAGUCCUGGCAUUCCUCGAAAUUAUUGACAAGGAUUUGGCACUAAGGUACCUUGAGCAUGUCGUGGAUGAAUUGAACGACACGACCCCCGACCUGCAUCAGCGGCUUCUGACUCUCUAUCUGGAGCACUUGCAAGAGACGACAUCUCCAGCACACCAACAGGAGCAUCUUGAUAAAUUACUGACCUUGCUCAGAACAUCGGAGCAGUACUCGCCGGCAAAGACUCUUGGAUUGCUUCCACGAGACGACCCUGUGUUCUACGAACCACGAGCGAUUGUGUUCAGCAAAAUGGGCAACCACAAGCAAGCCUUAGAGAUCUAUGUGUUUAAGCUGCAGAACCCAGCUAGGGCAGAGGAGUAUUGCAACCAGACUCAUCUGGAGGAAGCCAUCAACGACACCAACAAGCCCACAUCUCGGCGGAGAUCAACCUCAACCACCGACCCAGUCGACGAACAACCGUCCAUCUACCAGAUUCUUUUGAAUCUCUACUUGAACCCACCCAAGGGGGAAAAGGCAUUGUGGGGACCAGCCAUUGAAUUGAUGGCUCGUCACGGGCCCCGACUGCCCGCAACUUCCACGUUGGAGUUAAUCCCUGAGGAUUUACUGAUCAAAGAGCUCGAAUUUUAUUUCCGUGGCAGAAUCCGUAAUGCCAACAGCAUCAUGAAUGACUCGAUGGUAACAUCUGGAUUGAGGAAGGUCGACGCAGUCCGUAUACAGGCUGCUCUUCUGCUUGGUGACGGCGCCAAAACCGGAGGUAGAGGCAGGAAAGUCCGAAUCGAUGAAGAUCGCGUCUGUGGUGUCUGCUACAAACGACUCGGCGGCAGUGUUAUAAGUGUCUUUCCUGAGUAAGUGUUUCGUGUUGCAGAACCCUUCCGUUGAGUACCUGUGCUGACAUUGUUAUAGCAAUUCCGUUGUCCAUCUGGGAUGUGCCGCACGCAAGCAGACUGAUAUGGAUGCUCGG